AUGAGCGCAAUGACGACUCGCAAUACCAAAUGGCUGGACGGCCUCCGGGGUAUCGCGGCUGCCAUCGUCGCUUUCGACCGGCUCUUCAUGGGCGACCUCGACUUCCCCUUCCGCUCCUUCUGGGCCGACCCGCCAACGAAGAAUCGCUUCUGGAUCCAGCUGCCACCCUUCAGGAUCAUCUUCGGUGCUCGUGCGAUGGUAACGCUGUUCUUCGUGGUUUCCGGCUAUGCGAUUUCCAUCAAUCUUGUGCGUGCGCGGCAUCGCCGGCCGCAGGCAUUUCUCAGCGAGGUUGCUUCGUCAACUACACGACGCUUAUUCCGCCUCUACCUGCCCGUGCUGAUGGUCGUAUGCCUCUCGCAGUUCCUCUUUUUCAUUGGCCUAUAUCAUUCGACGACCUUUGUGCACAACGAGUACGUUGGGCAAUCACACGCCAAACAUAGCAGCAACAAACUGCAGCCCUGGUCCGCACCAUGGGCCCAUCUACAGUACCUGGUUCGGUACAUGGUGGAUAUCGUGAACCCGUUUGUGGUUUUUGAAUAUAAAAAUACCAGACAUCUCGAUUUGAAUGAGCAAUUAUGGACGAUGCCGAUCGAGUUCCGGGGCUCGUGCUUGGUCUAUUUUCUUGUGGUUGCUAUGGCACCAUGGAGGGCACAAAGAAGGUCACUGGCUCUCGCGGCUUUGUCGCUGUAUUUCCUCUGGUAUGGGAUGUGGGAUAUUGCGACGUUCAUCGCAGGCCUGUGGCUAGCCGAGCUCAAGGUCGCUGAAGAGGGCGAACAGCAACACUACUUGCAGACAGACGACGAUUCAGAUGAAGAGAUUGGAAAUUCGCUGCUGCAGCAACCAUCUUCAAAUUUGUCACCAUUGCCAUCUUUGCCGUCGUCGUCGUCGUCGUCUUCCUCGUCAUCGGCAUGGAGCGGAAAUCUAAACGCUGACGGUAAAAAGACGCGAUCAAUAGUGUCACCUCUGUCUAUCAUAAAUCUACUCGUCUUUGCUCUCGGUAUUCAUCUGCUCUGUCUAGGGGAUGAGGGCAUUUUGACGCGGGGCUACCGCGGUCUACUACUUAUCCAACCCUCGAGCUGGGACAAGCGAGACGUGGUGCAUUUCAGCUGGAAAUCUGUCGGCGCCGUAAUGACCGUUUACGCGAUCAGCAGCUCGCCGAGACGGCUUUUGCAACGGCCGCUCGAAUCAUCGCGCGUGAUUCAAUACAUGGGACGCAUCUCAUUCUCGUUGUAUUUGGUUCAGCAGAUCGUAUACAACCUCUGGCGCGACCCCGUUAAGAAUUGGAUAUGGAAGGAUUUGGCCGGAUAUGCAUAUCCCGGCGGACAUCUGGCAGACAGAGAACCGUUUGCUCGCGCGGUGAUGUGGAUUGGCUCGAUAAUGAUCCUAGGGCCGGUGUUGGUGUUUUUGGCAGAUGCCUUUAUGAGAUAUGUCGAUGUGCCUUGUAUGGCGCUGGCGAGGAAGGUUGAACGGUGGCUGACGUGA
Molecule: messenger RNA, 1482 nt
Organism: Talaromyces atroroseus
Lineage: Eukaryota; Fungi; Ascomycota; Eurotiomycetes; Eurotiales; Trichocomaceae
Exons: 1
Coding region: 1-1482 (493 amino acids)
Biological process (GO): polysaccharide biosynthetic process
Cellular component (GO): membrane
Molecular function (GO): acyltransferase activity, transferring groups other than amino-acyl groups
Source: RefSeq, a predicted model, not a curated record